This is a messenger RNA of Spodoptera frugiperda (fall armyworm), 6034 nucleotides long. RefSeq lists its product as uncharacterized. The record is from RefSeq and is a predicted model, not a curated record. NCBI's taxonomy places the organism in Eukaryota, Metazoa, Arthropoda, Insecta, Lepidoptera, Noctuidae. Bases 209 to 3046 code for a protein of 945 amino acids. The transcript has 9 exons.
ACAGACAUAAAGAAAAAAAUAAGUAAAUGAUCGUCCAAGAUGGCGAACUUAACUUCAAUUUGUUAAAAAAUCUGAUUAAAUAGUGUUUCCUGAGUAAUAAUUCGAUAUAUUUUUUCAUGUCUGAAUUAUUUUCGAAAUAUUAUUUGUGCUUAACUAAUAAGUGAACUAGUUGGAACGUCUUAUCUGUGAAUGAAUAUCAACUUUCACAAUGAGCGAAAUUGCCAACAGUGAAGGAGCUUCAGAGUCUGAGAAGCCGGUUUCGAAUGACGGUGUUAUAUUCCCGCCUUUCCCAGAUCCUAAUGAUGAUGACUUUGAUGAUGAUAUUGAGGAAGAAGAGAGAAGUUACUACAAAACUGUUUUUAAAGACCUCAACACCUUAAAGUCUAUGAGACUACAUUGUACGGCUUGUGAUCGUCAUCUAGGAUGUGCAGCACGCAACGAAUCCCGUAUGCGUGCUCAUCCAAUGCUACGCACUCUCGUCUGCCAUACUUGUCACAUCUUCUAUAACAGUGGAGAAUUUGAGAAGGGUGAUGAUGGCUCUGAGCUGUAUUGUAGAUGGUGUGGUCAAGGUGGACAAGUUUUUUGUUGUUCUGAUUGCCCUCAUGUGUUUUGUGCGAAAUGUGUCAAGCGUAAUUUUGGAAUGUCAAAGGCCAAAGAAAUUGAAAAUAUAGAUGAUUGGAAAUGUUUUAAAUGCAAUAACAAAUGUCUUUGGGACCUUCGUGCACUAUGCUGGGCCGUUCUACGUUUCUGUGACCUCAAAAAUAAAAUGGCUCAUCAAGCUCAAGAUCCAGAAUUAAAGGAAGCAUAUAAAAAGGAUUGCUCUGUAGAUUAUUCUGAAUGUUGCAAAAGCAAAACAAAGAGAAAUCAGAAAACAGAAACUCCAAAACGGAAGGAAAUCAAGAAGGAAUCAGAUGUGAAGUCAAACACAGAUGCUAAGACUACUUCUAGUAUAAUAUCUAAAAUUUCACCAACAAUUCAGGUCAAAAAGUUUGCUUCUGUAAAUAUUGAUGAGGUGAAACAAGAAAAAAAGCCCCAAAAGAGAUCUUUAAGUCCAAAAAACAAAGCAGUUUUAGUAAAAAAUCCAAUAAAUAUUGCACCAAACACAAAGUUGCCAUUGCCACCACUUCCUAAAAGGAUGAAGUUGCCUCCAUUGUUAGUAAACAGUACUAUACGAGUCAUAAAUGACCGGAACAAGCCGUUAACAACCUAUACUCGCAUUAAGCCUAAAACAACUCAAACAGUGAUUGGUACUUUCAAUGGUAUUAAUCCAAAUAUCUAUAGUAAUGAUAAUAUUAACUUAUCAUUAGAAAGUCUAACGCAGGGAUUAGACAUGUCAACUGUGGCUGCUUUAACCGGUAAACCACAAGAAGACGACGUUGUGUGCACUCCAGACUUCCCACUGGAGCCUUUGUGUGAGGUUACUGAAGACAAUGAUGAUGACGUACAAUGUAUUACGCCAGGUCCUGUUGUUCCACCAAAGCUAAGCAACCCACCUCCUUUAGUACCACGUCUCAUAAAUAAUCAACCAGUUGAUGUAACAUCAGAUAAUGUUGUUCAAAUGACUGAUAACGAUGUUACCGUUAACACAGCCACAGGCGGUUUGAAAUUCCGUGUGGACCCUCAAACUUUAUCAUCAAAUAAAAUGUAUCGUCUACCGGAUGGUCGCAUAUUUGCUAUUAAUUCAAACCCUGCUAUGCCAGGUGGAUAUUCAGCUACUAUAGUAGCAGUCGCCGAAGCAACUGGUAAAACGAUAUCGAAAGGCGCCACGUAUGCAGCUAAACUUAGCUCGGUCGCUCCUUCACCUGUAGCCACUCCCAAAGCAACCCGGAAUGUACCUCGCAUUUUAAAACGUAGUACACCAAAAGCUACUAUUUCCAAAAUAAAACCUGCUGAAGUUAUGCCUAGAAAUUGCGAUUUGAAUGUUCCAGUAGAAUGGUAUAGAUACAAUUUAGUUGAUGCAGUUGAUGCUUUGGAAUACGCUCUCUCAAGACUUAAUAAAUUAAAAAAAGAAGCUACUACUGUCUUCUUACGUACUCGAACAAUUGAUGAAAUGCGCACUAUUCAUAGAAGUUUCGAGAGGUUGCUGAAUACGUCAUCUAGUAGAUUUACUGAAAUCCGUGAUAAUCUGAAUAAAGGUUUUAAACAGUAUCUUACACGGAAGUCAGGUGGCAACAGUGAAGAUGACGAUGACGUCGAAAUAUUACCAGAUAUGGAAGUUAAUGAUGAUCCUAUAUUUAUAGACGAAAAUUCUAUCGAAUCUAUUAAUGGCUCCGAAAACCAAGAGGUAGAUUUAACAAGUGUUGGUAGUGAAUAUAAUGAUAGUGAAGAGAAUAAUAAAAGUGAUAACUUUUCCAAAAGUGUAACUGAACCUUUAAAUGACAAUGAACCUAUUGAAAAUAGCGAUUCACUAGCAGUUAUAAGUCACAAAAAUAACUCUGUGAAUGUCCCAGUAAAUGCAAUUAACAAACAAAGCAGUGCAAAUGAUAAAGUGUUGAAUAGUGACAUAGUUAAAGAAACUGAAAGGGACUUGAGAGAGGACAAUAAAAGAAAAAGCAAUGUUCAAGACGAUGUCAUUAUGGAAAUUAGUGAAAACGCUUCUGAAAAGAACAUUCAAGAACAGAGUAGUACUGUAGCUGAUGCUCCUGUUACUGAAACAGAAAAUGACAAAGUAAAUAAAAAAGAUAACAUGGAUAUAGAUGAAGAAACUGACUCCAACACAGACACAAUCAAAAAUGACAAUAUAGACAAGGCAGAUACACUGCCUACCAAGAAUAAUUUGGAAUGUACAGAAAAUUCUGAAAGGAAUGGUCUACAAAAUGAUGAUGAGGGUGAAAAGAAGUCAAAUAAGGUAGCUGAAGUAAAGGAUGAUGGUAUAAAUAAUAAUGAUUUAAAUGAUAAGGCUGAUAAUCAAGAUAGUGAUGAUAGACUGCAAGAUACUGAAAUGAGUGAAGAGAUGAUUGAAACAUUGUUGAAAGAUGAUGUAGGUGAUGAACAGGGAACCAGUUUGAAAACUGUAGAAUCUUCUGAAAUAUUAGAAGAAACCUAAAUAACUUUUUAUAUCUUAUUUUAGGUAAGUUAUAUUAUACUAAAUAUGCAUAAGCUAGGUAGUUAAGUACAUAAAUGAAACUGGUCAACAUUUUAAUACUUGUCUAAAGUUGUUAGCCGACUUCAAUGUAGAUAUUCAAAACAAUUAUAAACUAUAUAUUAUUUGAAUGGGCAGAAGUGAUAGAGAACUGUUUUAAUUAUCAAAUGAUAUUUUUUAUUUUUAAAUGUAUCUUGGAUCUGAAAUACAUUCAUCGGUUGUCAACCACUCUAGUUGCUGAUUUUUUUAACAUCCCAUAUAGGUAAAAAUUACCAAAACUCUCAAGUGAAAUGUCAUUAUUUGUUUUACUUAGCUGCUAAUCAUAGUGAACCGUAUCUAUAAACGAAAUUUGUAUAGAAUUGAAAUAUCAUUAUCUGAUUUAGAUGAACUUUAGUUUGAUUGCGUUUUUCAAGAAGUUUAGUGUACAUGCAGCACUUAUUUGGAUAGUACAAAAAGUGUUGGUGUCAGUAUUAAGCAGUUUGUAAAGACUGCAGACUUACGACGAAUUCAAACUAAGUCCUAACAUUAGACUACAAAAUCAAAUUAAAACUAUCGAAGCAGACUGGGUGCUGUUUUCGAAUUGUAUGUAGCUUGUAAAACAUUAUUGUGAACUGGAAUAUCUUACUGAAUGCUCAAUUAUCUGACAGAAAUAACAAUGUAUGCUAAUAACGCCAUAUGUUAAUAUGAAUACGAUUUUACUGUAUUUCUGGUACUUAUCAGAAAAUGUUGCAUGUCCUUAUAUUACAAGCUAUUAUGGAAUAUAAUCUGAUUGAGAAAACCAGGGUGAUGCACUGUGUAAACAGUUUCUUGUUAUUGCCUAAUAAUAUCCAAGAAGUCAAGAAAAAUAAUAUCAACUGUUCCUCGUAACUCAUAUUUUCUCUGGAAUUGUUGUCUCUAUUUUUUUAUUAAGACUUAUCUAUGUACGAUAUAAACAAAAGUAAAAACACAAAAUGGCAAUGCAACCCCAAAAAAUAACGUUGGCAUUUUGUUUGUUAGUUUAAGUACAGAUUAAUUCAAACCCUAAUUGUUAAUUGUCUGUCAUCUAAUAAUAAUAUUGAUGUUUAUAACUAAGUCAUUGUAGUACAUUUUUGUUUAGGAUGUAUCUGAAAACUGAUAACAAUACAUAUAUGUUAGUGAAUAACUAGUUUACUGUUUGUGGCACAAAACUCCGAACUAUUUGUCUUGUUGAAAGAAUUUUUGUUCUAUUAUUCAGUACACUGGCUAAUUAAAAGUGCACUGACUAAUAUCUAUCACAGUAUAUUACAUUUAAAACAUUGGAUUUACUUUUUAUAUCGUCAAGCUAAAGCAGUUGUUUUAUAUUUUUAUGUCUCAUUGAGAAGAAGAAAGGAUAAAAUUAUAGCAACUUGAACUUAUGGCAUGUAUACCAUUCAAAUGGUAGUUACUUGUAUAUUUGUUUGUUUUUUAGGCAUUAUUUAAUUUGUUCCUCUUUAUGUGUAUUCAUUAGUAUUCCAAACAAGAUUCAACAAUCGUUAUUUGCCACACGCUUCAUAUAAUAAUUAAUUCCAUAUAAUAAGUUGAAGUAAUGCCGCAUUUCUUAUGCUUUUUAUCCUGCAGUAGAUUUUAUAAUACAGAAUUACUCAUUACAAAUAGCAUGCACAUUUACAAAUCAUUACAAAAUUAUUCUUGGCUUAUUUAAUUUAUUUAAAUAGAAAUUAAUCGAAUUUAGUUCUCAUUCGAAUUGAAGUGGUAAUAGUGUACAACAAAUUUAAUAAUAAUUAUAUAAGUUAUAUUAAAUAUAUUAUUUGAAAUUAUUAGCUACAAGCGUGUUUAUUUUUUCAUAUUAAAUAUCCAAACGUAGAUUUACGACAUAGUUGUGUAGGAUAAUAUGUAGUUUUUAUAUAACUUUUAUAUUUAUAGGAAAGUUCAAAACAACAACAAUUCUAUACCUAUUCGAAUUUGAUCCUUAUAAACGAACAUCGAAAGUUGAAUCUCGUUAGGAGAUACAUAUUCGUAUUUUGUUUAUGAGCGUAUAUUUUAUAAUUUAAGUUCAUUAACUUUGUGAUAUCUGACAAGGUGACUAUAGUAAACAUGUAAUUCCUUUAAGUAUUGGAACUAUAAUAAGUUUAUUUGACUUUUGAACUAUGCUAUAUAAUGUUAUAUAGACUUUAGUUAUAAAUUCCUCGCUUAUUUUUGAAUACUAAAAAGUGAUGUAAAUACAAAUCUGGCUCAGGCAAAUGUAUCGAUGGAUGUUAAGCCAUUUAGAAUAUUUUAUGUUUUUUUUUUUUUGCUAAUGUAAUGUUAUUGUGAUAGUCGAUAGGCCUUCUGAUCUGAUGUGUCUGUCGGUAUAAGUAAAUUGUUGGAAUAAGAAAUACAAACCCAUUGUAUUUCAUAAAAAAGUAUUUUUAUUUAUUUUGUUGUCCAUAUUUUUUAAUUUCUUGUAUAAUCAAAAUUUAUGCUUAAAGUAUAAUCUUCAUCAAACAAUAUAAAUUGGUGGGAACAUUUAACCAAAAUUAAACAACGAAGCAGUGACAUCAUUUUAUUAAUAAAAAAACUUAGAUUUUAUUUAUACAAAAUUACGAAUGCAAAUAGUCUGUGUUUGAUACCUUAUAGAGUAUAAAUUAAUGAUGACAGCAAUAUCAAAACAUGAGACAAAAGCACUUUAAUAUCACAAUUCUGUUUGUAUAUAAUUCGUGAUUGCCUAGAAUCUAAAUUAUGAAAUGCAAUUUAUAAAAAAAAACUUAUAAAGUAAUCCUAGAAAUUAAUAUUUUAUGAGAAUUUAGCUGCUUUUUACGAUAACAAAUCAACCAAUUGGUGGAAGAAUAUAAAACAACAUUAUUAUGUAUCAUUUUGUCAAACAUUACCCACGCUAUGUGAAUGCGAAAGGCUCAUUACUAGACCAACUUACUGUUUCUCAAAAGUUCAUUCACACAAGCACCAUGCAAUCUCUCUGUUUUCCCAUUUAAAGCUUAAUAUAUGGGACGAAAAAAAGAA